Dentiscutata erythropus is the source of this 969-nucleotide messenger RNA. NCBI's taxonomy places the organism in Eukaryota, Fungi, Glomeromycota, Glomeromycetes, Diversisporales, Gigasporaceae. The record is from the annotation of a GenBank genome assembly.
AUGUCUUAUCUACACCAUAUUACUCAUUCUGGUCGCCAAUUUGCUCCAAAUCAAGAAAAGCACUAUCUUGAAACCCUUUCAGAUACUACUGAGAGUAGUGCAUCUUUUGGGACUGCUCCAGAUAGACCUCCUAUAUAUGAGGAGACUACUCAGUUUCAACAGUCUCAAGAACAUAUUUCUCAAAAUUUACGAGAAGAAAUUACUCAAGAAAUUUCUAAACUUCUUGAAAAAAUUUCAAAUUUAGAUAAAACUAUUGAAAAUUAUCAACUUCAUAGAGAAGCCACUGAAGUUGAUGUAAAAACUCAACAAUGGAAUCAAAAUGUUGAGCAUGUGGAAGAACCGUCUGGUUCAACCUGCAAUAAAGAAGCUUUUGAAACUUCCUUAUUACAAGUUGAACAAGACAAUCCUUCGGUGAAGAUAGAAGAAACUCCUGUGGAUCUUUGGACUCUUGUUUUUGUUCUGAUGGAGAUUCUUGUUGCUGCGGUUGAAUCUUUCGGAGGGAGAUGUGGUGAGGAUUUGUUAGAUGGCAAGAUUAGAAUAGAAGAUUUCUCUCUCAUCAAUGUCUGUUUGAUAGAGGAUAUCUUCUAUUCGUCGGAUAAUCGAAGGCUUUAUUGCUUCAAGGAGGCGAUAAAGCAAGGGUUGGAUGUUGACAAGAUAUCUGUUAGGAUAAGAUGGGAGGUUGUAGUGAGCCCUUCGUUAAGAAAUGGGAGGGUGAUUGAUGGUGAGGGCUACUGGGAAGCAAAUGAAUGUGAAGAACGAGAAAAGCAAAGACAAUAUGAUAAAGAAGAAAGACAAAAAGAGCGUGAAGAACAAGAAAAACGAGAAGUAAGAGAACGUGAAAAACGAGAAAAGCAGAGACAAUAUGAGCAAGAGGAAAGGCAAAAGGAUCGAGAAGAAAAACAAAAAAGAAAAAAUAAUAUGUAUUGCUUUAUUAUUUCUUGUAUUGUAUAUAUAAUCAGAAUACUUUAG